Messenger RNA from Punica granatum (pomegranate), 931 nucleotides. Lineage: Eukaryota; Viridiplantae; Streptophyta; Magnoliopsida; Myrtales; Lythraceae. The record is from RefSeq and is a predicted model, not a curated record.
GAAGCAAAGGACGAGGGGAGGAAAGGAAGAGUGGUCCUCCUCAGGGGGCAGUCAGAGUUGUUAAACAGUGUGGUUGGUUUGGUAGGACUCCACACAGCAACACAAUACCCUCUCCACCCCAACGCUUCUCUCUCCGUGUCUCUGUGGAAAAAGCGGUUCCUUUCUCUCUGGGGAGGCCUUGUACGAACAUUUCGAGCUAUCCUCUUCUGAAUCCGAUUCGGCAACCGUACCAAUGUGCUCCGAAGGGUCGCGCGUUGUCGUUCCAAGGAAUUUUAGAUUACUUGAAGAACUUGAAAGAGGAGAAAAAGGUAUUGGAGAUGGAACUGUCAGCUAUGGAAUGGAUGACGCUGAUGAUAUCUAUAUGCAGUCAUGGACGGGGACUAUCAUCGGUCCUCCUAAUACUGUUCAUGAAGGGCGCAUAUAUCAGCUGAAGUUGUUUUGCGGCAAGGACUAUCCCGAUAAUCCGCCAACUGUGAGAUUCCAGACUCGUAUAAACAUGACUUGCGUCAAUCAAGACACUGGAAUGGUUGAGCCAGGUCUCUUCCCAAUGCUCGGUAAUUGGCAAAGGGAGUACACGAUGGAACACAUAUUAUUACAGUUGAAGAAGGAAAUGCUGUCCCCGCAGAAUCGGAAACUGGCUCAACCUCCUGAAGGGAAUGAAGAGGCACGAGGGGAUCAGAAGGGGCUAAUGCCCAGGUGUUGUAUCAUGUGAGCUUAAUUAUCAUUAUAAAUGUAUAUCAGUAGUGUAUAUAAACGCAAUAUGCAAAUUGAUCUCGUAAACACCCACUCUGCUUAGAUAUAAGCUGGUUGGUUAUUGCUGUAACUGAGGAUGAUGAAUUAAAAAUGGAUUCAAUCCUCUAACUCAGGAUUGUUCAGUGUUUGAGUAAAACUUGGGCAGUUGAAUAAAUUGAGACUUACAUUUUGAUCUUCA